AGCAUGCACUGGAAAUUUUUCCUCGUGAAAUUUGGGAAAAGAUUUUCUUAAAAUUAAGCAACAAAGAACGUUUCAAAUUUCGGUUUGUGUGUCAAACUUUUCACGAGGCCAUUGAAAGAAUUAUUGCAAGAAAUAAGUUAUGGGGAACGCUAUUCCAAAAAGAUGCAAUUUAUUGGAAGAGUCAAAUUAUAGACAAGCGAUUUCCGACAGUGAGACUAAAACAGUGGAGAUUAUUUUUCCAAAGUGUUUUCAAACAAAUGUUUCUUUCCUACCAAAAAUGGAAGUUGUUCGGAAAUAGUAAUCGCGAACUGGGCCAAAAUUCUUGUAAUUUCACUAAAAAUUUCGGAGAAAAUAAAGUAAUUACUUGCUUUGAUGUUUGGGUAAAAAUUUUAGCUGUUGGAACAAAUAAUGGAUCUAUUUACUUUUACAAAGUAGACCGAAUAAACCAUCAACCUAUUUAUCACACAAAACAUCAAAAUUCUGUCGUUCAAAUAAAAUUAUGGUACUUGGGCGCCAAGGGAUUAAUUGCAGUCACAACAUCCGCGAGAGAACAGCUCAAAUUUUGGAAUGUCUCUCGAAAGAGAGAAAUUGUUACUUCUGAAGUAUACUACGGCAGAAAUCUAUGCGUUGGCUUGAACCGUCGUUUGUUUGUUGAAUAUGAGUAUACAAUAACUGAAUAUAAAUUCGAUUUAAACCAAAUUCAUCAAGGAGCUAAUUGUAGGGUUGAGACAUUCAACGAUCCAGAUGCUAAAUUUUUGGCACUUUACAGCGAACAAGACAAAUUACAAGUAUUGAUGCGAUUUGGAACGGUUGCAGCAAUUACAAUUUUUCGGAUUCAAAAAAACAUUCCAGUAUUUACUCAGAUUGACGAAGACUUUUUUCCACUAAGACCCAGCAUUACUCGGGUCCGUGAUAAUAUAAUCCACGAUGAUGAUCUGAUAUGUGAAUUCCAUAUUUCUAGUAUGAAUGUCACUAUUUUUGCACAUGCUGGAUUUCUCACUGCUAGAGUAAUAGAAUCUGAGGAGGCAAUAGCUGUUUGGAAAGUCUGCAGUGUACCUUUAGCAAAAAAUGAAAUAGUUACAUGUGUUUUUAUGUUUGCAGAUCUUUUGUUGAUUGGACUAAACACAGGACACAUCAAUGUGUAUGCAAUUCAGAACAUCAAAAGUUUACUGGACGCUGCUCUUAUUUUCAAAAAUUUGAGAGCUAUAAAAGAUAAUUAUACUAUCGGAGGAUUACAGUAGCAACAGGGAGGAAGAAUCAACCGAUCAUUGAGUAGAGAAGUUUCAUCUACUCGCAAUAUCUCGUGUCGAUCUUGUAAUUGUAUCUUCUCUUGCAAUGAAGAGCUGGAGGAAGCGGAGGACGAUCGGCAACCGGAAUCGGCGCAUGUGUACUUAUAUAUUUCAAUGGGCAAUGACGACAGGUGAAGAAGACAAGUUGAGAUCGAGAGGAAUGAGGAGCGACGAGAUGGAAGGACGCCUGCCGUGUCUUUAUUUCACUUUCCGCCAAUUUAAUUCCAAUCUAUACACCAGUAAAUAAGAUAGAAAAGUGUGUAACACCGAUCAUACUCGUACUUUAUUUGCACAUAUAUGUACUGAACUAGUACAGGGGUACACGAUAUUUAUAAACACGCCCCGCGUCUUCGUUCGGCGCCAUUAUUUUUUCAAUUUUUUUCAUUUGCAUCGCAAUCUGCUGGUUAUAUCAUGAUCAUCGGUAUGCGUACAGUAUAUUUAAGAAGAAAAUUCUACUGAGUACCCUUGGUUUAAUUAUUUUUCGAAUACUUUAAAUAAGUGGAGUUAGCUAAAUA
This is a messenger RNA of Cotesia glomerata, 1804 nucleotides long. RefSeq lists its product as uncharacterized. Lineage: Eukaryota; Metazoa; Arthropoda; Insecta; Hymenoptera; Braconidae. Gene Ontology annotation, molecular function: protein binding. The coding region runs from base 258 to 1241 and encodes 327 amino acids. The transcript is spliced from 8 exons. The record is from RefSeq and is a predicted model, not a curated record.